GUGCAUCGCACAAUCCCUCUACUGUACGGAAGAAAAUGAAGAACUUAUGUAUUGUCCGUCAAAAAAUAUGUUUUUAAUGGCUAAAAUAGAAAUGACAGCUGAAGGAAGAGCAGAGGAUGAACUUUAACAGGACGGUUUUGGUUACAGGAGGGUCUGGAUUCAUUGGCUCUCAUCUGGUAUGCUCGCUGGUCGCCAGUUACCCAGAAUGGAGGAUUAUUAACUUGGAUAUUUUGGAUUACUGCUGCAGUCCCAGGAGUCUGGAAGGGGUUGAAAACAGAGACAAUUACACUUUCAUUCAGGGAGACGUGUGUAACCCACAGUUGGUGAAUCAAAUUUUCAUCAAUGAAAACAUUGAUGUCAUCUUUCACCUGGCAGCUAAAACUCAUGUUGAGUCCUCAUUCGAGUACCCUUCCGUUUUCCAGCGGAUCAACGUCGACGGAACCAGGGUUCUACUGGAUGCCGCCCAUCGGGCUCGACACCAGCCGCAGCGCUUUGUCUAUGUCAGCACGGAUGAAGUGUACGGAACCAGCCUGGAUGAGGCAUUUGAUGAGGGCAGUCCGCUGAGGCCGACCAAUCCGUACGCUGCUACUAAAGCGGCUGCUGAGUAUUUGGUCAGGUCCUACUGGGACAAGUAUCAGUUUCCAAUCAUUAUCACCAGGAGCAACAACAUCUACGGACCCAGGCAGUUCACAGAGAAGGUGAUUCCCAGGUUUCUCACCUUGCUGCAGCGCAACAACAAAUGCACCAUUCAGGGAACCCUGCCCAUGUCCCGCCACUUCCUGUUCAUCAGCGACGCCGUCCAGGCCUUCCUGCUGGUUCUGGAGAAAGGGACGGUGGGCGACGUCUACAACGUGGGAACAAGCGUCGAGAUUCCCAUCGUCCAGCUGGCGAGGGAACUUGUCAGGAUGGUAAAGAACGUGACCGAAUCUGAAGUGAACGACUGGAUUGAGUUCGUCUCCAGCAGGCCACAGGUCGAUCUUCGUUACCCAAUCAGGAGUGAGAAGCUGCAGCGGCUGGGCUGGAGAGCAGAGACGUCCUGGGCUGAAGGCAUCAGACAAACAGUGAAGUGGUACCAAGACAACCCAGACUUCUGGUUGGACGUCAAUAAGGACCGGCGAAUCAGAAAAGAGCCUGAAAAUGCCUCAAACACAUGACCAGGCGUAGUUUGCCCUGCGGCUUGUCUGACAGGAAGACCAGUUUCCCUCUCCAUGAGAUUUGUAACACAGCUACGGCUGAUUAUUCACCUCAGGAACAAAAUUAUGUUUAUGUUUUGAAUGUGCUAGACGACAGUAAGGCUGAGCCCAACUGUUGACGCCUGUAAAUUAACGCCUCAAGUUUUUGUAAUAAAUGAUUUUUUGCUCAAUUUAAGACGAGUAUUUUUCCUCUUCUUGUGCUUAUCAGGGUGUUUAAAGGUGAUGACAGGAAGAAACCAACCCAGACACUGAUCACAUCUGCAAAUCCAAACCUUUAAUUGUGGUAAAAUCGGAAUAGUUGCACAGAUUAUUUAUUUAUUUAUUUUUUUUUAUUUUUUUUCGUGCAGUGCUCUUCGUGCACACUUGCUAAACUAAUACAUAAAGCAAAUACUAACUACCAGGCUGGUGCUUCUGCUAGAUCACGUCGAGCGGUCUGGCCAAUCAGUGAUGAAGACAGCACUGGACUCCCAAAGUCUCUUAAAUCCACCCGCUAAAACAACAGUCAUUCAGAAACACACCUCCACUUUUUUUUUUUUAUUAUUAUUUAGAUUGCAGUCUUUUUUUAAACAGAGAAAGUCACAACAAGGUUGUUCUUGUGCAAUUAGUUUGCUCAAAAAAAAAGGAAAAAAAAAAAAAACAUUUUAAAAAAAGUCAAUUUUUUUUCCUGACUGGCCAGAAACUCUCCUGUGACAGCAUCAAUGCACUUGUUGCCUGAAAAUAUGCAAAUCACAACAACGUAGCAAUAGAACCACAGUCAAUUCUGCGUGAUGGAGACUUUAAAGACGGCCACUUGCCAAACAUUCACAACAAGGGUAUUAACAAGAAGAGGGAGAAGGGGAGUUACGAUUCCAAAAUAAUAAUAAUAAAAAAAAAGUCACUAAAAAGUAAAACUGACUUGAAGAGAAUCUGGAUACUUUUUUUGUACUGCAUGUUACUUUUUUCUUAUUUUAUUUUUUUUUACAAAAUGGUCUUUAAUCAUAACAUUUUAUUAUUUUUAAUCCAAACCUUGGCAUAUUUGGAACUUAUUCAAAUCCAUUUGCCAAUCGGAGAUCGUUUUAUGCUAAUAUUAGCGACGGAGCCUGUCGCACAAACAGGUUUAUGGAUCAUAAAUAUGACUUAAGGUAACCUGUGCGGGGUGUUUCAAUUCAUAUGUCACGGUAACGUGUAACACGACCACCAGUGUUUCAUUUAGACGCGGUACUUGAAACAAUUUUGACCAUCAACAAUGGAGGAUAUUUUGUGUUUAGAAUUUUUGUGAUUACAAUAAAGAGGCCCUGGCCAAGACUUUUAAUAUUAACAGAUGGUGAUGGUAAUAAAUUAUCACUUUGGUUUUAGGGUGAUCCUGAAGGAAAAGGUAAAGGGAUUUCUUCGGAGGGACCUGAACGCCUCACAGGCUCCCAUUUUAAGUAUGGAAAUAAUAAACCAGAGCGAUUUUGGCACUCUUCAAAAGAAAGCAGAAACCAGCACUUCCUGUUACAGUGACAUAAUGAGUGUGAAACCCCCACUCAUUGCAUCUUUAUUUAUUUUUUUAACAUUAAAAAGCUCACACUACCCCAGAAAAAUAGAGAUUUCUUUUUUUUUUGUCUCCACUCAUACCAAUGACAUUCAACAUUCAAGUGCCAGUGUUUUUGUUUACUGUCUUUUGGUCAAGUCACUUUGUAAAACAUCAACUUUAUGUAUUUAGGCUUACAAAAAUAAACAUAUCGCCCCAAAAAUGCUUGAUAAAUUACACAAACUAGCAGCGAAAGUAGACUCAGGAACGCGGCAAAACAGUUGAAUCCUACAGUUGCUGUUGACUAGAGCUCCACCUGGUCCCAUGAAAAAAACAACAAAAAAAACAAAGAAAAUAAAAAGUUAAAGUAAAAACGGUUUCCUAUCUGGAAGGACCUUUCCUUACAACAAACACAAACCACAUGAAACUGUGGGCAAACCUCACCUGGCUGCGCUACACGACGGAUACCUUCAGUCGGAAAACCUCUCAGAGGCGUGAAGGACGUGUGCUACAUAAGACUCAACACAAACGAGCGUUAACCAAACAGUAUUUUCUGCAAAACUCUGUUGGCGAUUUAAAGUCAUUUUACAACAGGGAGGCCUGCAGGCCGCAGCAAUGGGAGCAUAGCACCAUUAAUUGUUCUUCAUGUCUUUUAAAAAAAAAAGCACUCCUGCGAAUAACUUAGAGAGCACAGAGUCAUCAGCGUAAAUGAUGAGCGCGUCAGGAACAAACAGCCUUCUGCUCCUUUAGGGCUGGGUAUUCACCACUAAUAUAAGGCAUCGAUGGGUUUUAGAAACGACAAUAAAAAAUUAAAGUGCUGGAUUUGGAAAUGAGAAGGGUUUUAGUCAAAAAAAGAAAAAAAAGGACAGUAGAGUGUGCUUGAAAUGAUCUGGAUAAAUUAGCUAUAUUCAUAUCUUACGCGCGCACUCGGUAACAGGGUGUGGGGGGAGGAAAUAAAUGCCUACAAUGGAUUCUGCAUAGGUACAGGUCAAGAGUAAACUCACAAUACUUGUACAUGUUGCAAUAACUGCAGUUAGCAUGUUAGCAUGCUAGCAGUUUAAAAUUAGCAAGCAAUACAACACGGGAUUUGCAGGUGUUUAAAUCUUUUAAAGUGCUAGACGUGUCGGUAGUAGUGCCGUAAACGAUAGCAAGCCACUAAGAGUCGGCCUUGUACGACUCCGAUUGGGACUAUAAAGAAGAAUGACCAAAGGUUCCUGAAGAAACGUGCCUAGAAAGCCAAGAAUCUGUUCAAGAUGGAACCAUUAAUGGCAUAAAAUAAUUUUGCACGCUUGAGCAGCACCAGAAUUAAUUUGUGCCUGAUUUGCGUCUGAAAGAGCUUGUGCCAAAUGGCUGCUUCAUCGUAGCGCGAGUGCAAAACCUACCAGUACUGAAAUUCAUUGAACUUUGUCAAGUGGCGACACAAAGAAACUAAUUUAUUUAUUUAUUAUUUUUGUACAAAAAGGCAUUAAAUGAGGCCCACCAGCUUUGAAGAUGGCGAGCUCUCUAAAUGCCCCUCUGGUUGUUGCGAUCGUACCUUGAGGUAGUCAAUCUGUGACAUUCACAUGCAGAGAAAUAACAUUUACACACCUACAGUUUCAUAUUGAGAGAGCAAUAGUUUGGACGUCGUAUCCAACUGAAAACAUACCCAGCCCUAACCAAUGUGUGAGUCAGUAAUUCAGUCAUUACAAGGCACUAUGCACAUUUUGGAAAGUGGACAGUCCGUUAGCACGCAGCGUGCUAACAGUUUUAUUUAAAUGUAGCAAAAUAAUAAUAAUAAAAAAAGUUUGAAACUAAAAAUCAAGAAAUCUGAGUACAUAAUCUGAGCAAGCAACAGAACCUUGUUUCACUUUGGUAGAAAUUUGAGUGCCAAGCAGAAUUAAGGUUUGCGAUUCGGGGCACAGUGGUAGUGAAGCAUUGCUCUAGCUUGAUUUAUUUGGUAAAUGCAACUAACAGUGAAUUUUUGCUCAUGAGACGCACAUGCAUUGCAUAUCCGACUUCUAUUGGACAGGAGUGGCCUAUAAACAUAAACGCUAAACAUUUAACUCCCACUGUUUACAAUUUAAAUAAAAUAAAAAAAAACAUAUCAAAACAUGCAGCUGCCAACAAAGUGCUUUUUCCUUCAUUGCCCCCUAGUGGUCAGUAGAAGGCACAGCAGCUUCUAGAACCUGCACUGUACUCAAUCAGGGGACGUGAUCCAAGCAUUAAAACGGUAACACAGAAGUUUAAAGAACGUCUGCUUGGAUGCAGCAGCCGCUUUGGAUUCAAGUAAACACCAACGGUAUCCCUACUCCGACAGUAAAUAUAUCAACAGUAACACCGCUCACAGCAAGGUCAAAGUUCGAGGUUGGUAGUGGAGGAUAUUUCCAACAGCUCAAUAGUGGUUCAGUUCUGGGAAUUUCAUUGUUGUGGAAGACAAGGGUCGAAGUCGGGCAGCUGCAUGACAAAACCUCUGCACGUCCAGGUGGCGGCUAAAUGACUGGACAUACAACGGGAAGAGUUCUGUUCACGCGGGUUAUCUUAAACUUGAUUGUCAUUAGCAACUUAUUGUACCUUUACGGAUUCUAUCUCGGUGCUGGUUAUUUGCUGAAGAAAUUUAAAAUGGAGACUAUCAACCAUUGCUGCAAGAAAAACAAAACCCUGAUAGGCUAAAAACAUCGGAGCAUACCAAGUGAUCGGCGCUCUUAAUUUAAUCAGACUUCAUUAAGGUCCAUUUAUCUUUGACAAAUGAAGCCGAGAAUGCAACUUAAAUUUGUUUUUUUGUUUGUUUGUUUUUUUUAUUUAAUAAGUGGCUAUAAAGAGCAACUAAUAAGACACGGCGGAGUGCGACGUUGCAUCCUGUAACGGCUGUCCUCUAUUCUCAGUGGAAAACUCUUCGUUUAUCGUGAUAAAGCCAACUAGUUUCCAUUACAUCCCGGCAGAACAGAUGUGAGGGAACUGGAGCUAAAGAAUUACACGUUUAAAAGAAACUGAAGAAAAAUAAGACAAAAAUAAAAACAAAACAUGUCUGGUGUUUAUUACUAAAGCCUGCUUUAGAUUUAGAGCAGUCUGCUCUGCAUUUUUAACUCCUUGACCAAAAAAACAACAACACUUGCAUAUGUUUUAUUGUCUUGGUCCGACUUUGUCAGAGGCAGUGGGCAAUUUAAGAAGUUAUGAGCGCAAAUUAACGAGUUAUACUGCUGGAAACGUUACUCAUCUCCGUCUACUGCAGCUCUGAACAAAGCUUCCCAGACGCAGUCUGGUCCAUGUUGAGUGAUCCGAGUUUUACACGCCUCUAAUCCGUCACAUUUUCUGUGGAAAUCCCUCUGGUUUCGCUUCAAGUUUUCAACUAUUUACAUGUUUUUGUUUUUUUAAAUCAAGUAAACGAAGUGCUGAUAAUGUCUGUGCAGAGUCGGCUUUCUCCUUGAGAUUUCCUUCUGCGACAGAGCCAAGCAGGACUUCCCCAGGAAUGCCGCUUUUCCACCAGCACAUUUUAGCAGCUCUGGUUCAGACUGCUUUAACUUUGCCAGUUAAAGCAGGGUUAAGGUUUAGUGGAUACUUCAAUAGAAAAAAAAAGCCUCAAAAACAAGGUGAGAAUGUUUUUAACCAGGUGGUACCUCUAUAAGAUGGUGGAAAGAUGUAAACCAAGUAGCUCAGUUUGGACAAAAAGUCAGUAAGGUAUGUACUCUCUUUGUACAUGUGGCUAUAAUGUGCUCUGGAAAUGCAGCAUUUCAUUAUCUGGAAGCCCCAGUUGUCACUACAGUAAAAAAAAAAGAAAA
Molecule: messenger RNA, 6440 nt
Organism: Poecilia latipinna (sailfin molly)
Lineage: Eukaryota; Metazoa; Chordata; Actinopteri; Cyprinodontiformes; Poeciliidae
Gene: tgds
Product: TDP-glucose 4,6-dehydratase
Exons: 12
Coding region: 117-1154 (345 amino acids)
Biological process (GO): nucleotide-sugar metabolic process
Molecular function (GO): dTDP-glucose 4,6-dehydratase activity
Source: RefSeq, a predicted model, not a curated record